Suillus clintonianus is the source of this 474-nucleotide messenger RNA. RefSeq lists its product as uncharacterized. The record is from RefSeq and is a predicted model, not a curated record. NCBI's taxonomy places the organism in Eukaryota, Fungi, Basidiomycota, Agaricomycetes, Boletales, Suillaceae. Bases 172 to 417 code for a protein of 81 amino acids. The transcript has 2 exons.
AAUUGACAGUCCGGACUCGAGAGAGGCGAGUUAUGCCAUUUGGCUUGUUCAUUUAUUUGCGUUCUGAUCCACAUCACGCCCCUAACCCAUUCAUGCGAUGAUAACGUAGGCGAGCACCUCGCAGGCUAUACACCUCCCCUGCACAUCGAUACGUCAACUGCGGGCUACGUGAUGAAAUUAGUGUGGUGCAUUCUGCAAUCAGUUUUCGUCAAUAGCCUUGGGCCAACCCAGGCCCUUACCACAUCUUUUGCAUUUACGCUUUCAGACUCAAGUCCUCAGGCAGAGUUAAGCGAGACGGAGACGCUGUUGAUUUCAUUCGGAAGCCCUGACUCGCGUUUCUUAGUCAGAUCCUUGUGUACAGAACCUGCAGUUGUAAUUUGCGAUGCUGCCAAUAGGGAAAGGGGCUGCCGUGCAUGAGCAUCUGGGACGCGAGGAGCGACCACGAAGGUUCCCUCGUAUGGGGCUUCUUCGCAC